Molecule: messenger RNA, 369 nt
Organism: Cryptomeria japonica (Japanese cedar)
Lineage: Eukaryota; Viridiplantae; Streptophyta; Pinopsida; Cupressales; Cupressaceae
Exons: 1
Coding region: 1-369 (122 amino acids)
Biological process (GO): mRNA splicing, via spliceosome
Cellular component (GO): catalytic step 2 spliceosome; U4/U6 x U5 tri-snRNP complex; U2-type prespliceosome
Molecular function (GO): RNA binding
Source: RefSeq, a predicted model, not a curated record
AUGACGAUCAGCAAAAACAGUAAGAUGCUCCAGUAUUUGAACUACAGGAUGCGAAUCCAGCUUCAAGAUAAUAGGAAUUUGAUUGGAACGAUGAAGGGAUUUGAUCAGCAUAUGAAUUUAGUGCUCGCAGAUUGUGAAGAAAUCAGACGAAUUAAAAACCGCGAUGAAAAGAGGGUUUUAGGCUUUAUUCUGCUCAGAGGUGAGCAUGUAGUAUCACUAAGUGUUGAAGGUCCACCGCCUCAAGAAGAUGACAGAAGUAUUCCCACCCAAAUGGCUGUACCAACCGCUGUGUCCGGUGUAGGUAUGGGUAGGGCAGUUGGGCGAGGUUUACCGACACCUGUAGUACCUAUGGGUCCACCAAGAUAUUAG